Brachypodium distachyon (stiff brome) is the source of this 4724-nucleotide messenger RNA. RefSeq names its product disease resistance protein RPP13. The transcript has 3 exons. The record is from RefSeq and is a predicted model, not a curated record. The coding region runs from base 161 to 3808 and encodes 1215 amino acids. Gene Ontology annotation, molecular function: ADP binding. Gene Ontology annotation, biological process: defense response to other organism. Lineage: Eukaryota; Viridiplantae; Streptophyta; Magnoliopsida; Poales; Poaceae.
AUUUCGAUGAGCCAAGAGCCCAAGUCCAAUGACUUCCACAUCAUCUCAAUGAUUCCCAUGCUUACUUGGCUCCCAACCCAUUUCACCGCUUUUUUCCGCGCAGCUUCAAACAAUCUCCCAAAUUUCGAGCACUCAACAAACAAACAGAGAGAGAAGAGCAAUGGCGGACCUGGUGGUGGGGCUGGCGAAGUCGGUGGUGGAGGGGGCGCUGACGAAAGCCCAAUCGGCGAUCGAGGAAGAGGCCAAGCUCCGGCAGAGCGCGCAGCGGGACCUGGUGUUCAUCACGGGGGAGUUCCAGAUGAUGCAGUCCUUCCUCAACGUGGCCGACGCGGAGCGGCUCGGCAACCCCGUGGUGCGCACCUGGGUGCGCCAGAUCCGGGAGCUCGCCUACGACGUCGAGGACUGCGUCGAGUUCGUCGUCCACCUCGACAAGCGCUCCCUCUGGUGGCGCCGCCUGCUCCCCCCCUCCUUCCUCCCCCGCGCCGCCGCGUCCCAGCUCGACGAGGCCGUCGGUGAGCUCGAGCACCUCAAGGCCCGCGUCGAGGACGUCAGCGCCCGGAACGCGAGAUACAGCCUCAUCAGCGACUCCGGGUCCAAGCCCGCCAAGAAGCCCAAGGCUUCCGCGGCGGCGGCAGCGGGCGGCGGCGGGGCGGCGGCGGCGUUUAGCUUGCUAAUCGAGGCGAGGGACGCGUCCAAGAGGCAGCAAGGGAUUGGAGAUCUGACCCAGUUCCUCACCAAGAAAGACGACGGCCUUGAGCUGCAGGUCAUCUCGGUGUGGGGAACGGCCGGGGAUCUCGGGGCGGCUUCUCUAAUCCGGAAGGCCUACAACGACCCGGAGAUCCACCCGGCUUUCAAACGCCGCGCCUGGGUCAAAAUCAUGCACCCUUUCGAUCCCCUCCAGUUCAUCCGGUCCCUCAUGGCGCAGUUCCACGCAAAUUCUUGCAAACAACCGGAUGCAAUCAUCGGGGUAGAAGUGCUAAGGAAGAUGGACUCCAGUCAAGACCAACUCCUAAAGGAGUUUGAGGAGCAAGUCAAGACGAUGAAGUACCUCGUCGUUUUGGAAGACGUUUGCACUAUUGCAGAGUGGGACACUAUCAGAUCGUUCCUUCCUGACAGGAAUAAUGGCAGCUGGAUCAUCGUGUCCACACAGCAGUUCGAGAUAGCGAGCUUGUGCAUCGGACAUGCUUACCAGGUUUUGGAGCUGAAGCAGUUCUCUUCUAAGCACUCUGUUUGUGCCUUCUUCAAGGAGGGUUCUCAAGAAGACGACGAUCAAGUCGACGAGACAGACAUGGCGUGCACCAGCAACAAUGAGAUAUCAGUGUCGCAUGAGUUGAGCAAAGCAGGUGGCAGCUGUGACUUGAGCAAAGCAGGUGGCAGCUGUGACCUUUCCUUCUACACAAAAAUCCUCAGCUCCAAGUCAAAAGCAGCUGAAGGUUGGAUGAAGAGUCUCCCCCUUGUUGGACGAGAGUUACAGAUGAACAAACUUCACGCAUGCGCAGCUAAGGCCCGUUUCGAAGCGUGGAAUGUCAUGUCCGUGUGGGGGAUUGCAGGAGUUGGGAAAUCAGCUCUUGUUAAGAACUUCUACUGCCAGAACAUGUGCCAGAAGGACCAAUUAUUUAACAAAUACAGUUGGGUGGAAGUAACCCAGCCGUUCAAUCUUAGGGACUUCUGUCGGAGCUUGCUUUGGGAUUUUCGUUCAGAAUCACUUCAAGCCAAGGACACUGCAUACCAUGGCGCAAUGAGUAGCAAAAACCCAAUCCAUGAGUGUUGUAAGCUUCUCAAAAAAUAUCAGUGCCUUGUCGUCAUUGAUGAUCUGCGGUCAACUGAGGACUGGGACUUGAUAAAGUCUGAAUUGGUAUCCAGACAUUCCAAAAGCGUCAUUGUUGUCAUCACAAGUGAAGCAAAAAUCGCUACACAUUGUGCAGAUAAUGAAGAGCUUGUGCUUAAUGUCAAAGGUCUAGAAGCGGAUGCAGCAUUUGACCUCUUCGAAAUGGAGGUACAUCGGAAUAAUAAGACAUGCCCUUUAAACUCCAAAGACAAGGAGCUGAAAGAACUGAUUCUUAAGUGUGGUGGACUUCCCAAAGUAAUAGUUGCCAUAGCUCGCUUAUUGGCAGCGAAGACGGUUACACUAAUGGAAACUGCAAGUUCUUUAAAUCUCAGAUUUAUGCACGAGCUGGAAAACAACCCAGAAUUUGAUAGUUUGAGGGGUCUAUUAGUCUGGAUGCAAUCCUACUUCCGCGAUUGCCAGGAUUUCCUCAAGCCAUGCAUCUUCUACCUAUCAAUAUUUCCUCUGGACCACAGAAUUCGUCGGAGGCGUCUCGUGAGGCGGUGGAUCGCCGAGGGUUACGCCAGAGACUGUGACAAGAAAUCUGCCGAGGAUAACGGGGAGGAUUAUUUCUCCAGUCUCCUCGAUCUUAGCAUAAUUCAGCAGCCACCACAGUCGGUAACCACCAACCUCAAUGACACAAGAAUGGCCUUGUGCCAAGUCAAUGGUUUUGUCCGUGAGUACAUUGUUUCGCGGCGAAUGGAAGAGAACCUCGUCUUUGAGCUGGGGGGCAGCUGCUGCCUGACGACCCAACGCACUGGUCGUCACCUCAUUAUAUUGGAAAGCUGGGACAGAGACAUGAUUGUGUUUAAUAGCAUCGACUUCUCGCGGCUAAGGUCAAUGACAGUAUUCGGGGAGUGGAAAUCAUUCUUCAUUUCUGACACUAUGAAGAUACUUCGGGUGCUUGAUCUUGAGAAUGCAAAAGAUGUGCUGGAUGAUGAUCUUCACCGGAUUGUGAAGCUACUUCCUCGCCUCAAGUCCCUCUCCAUACGAGGAUGCCAUGAGAUAAGCCAUCUGCCUAGUUCUGUAGGUGAUCUGAGGCAGCUCCAAAGCCUGGAUGUCAGGCACACCUCCAUAGUCAGCUUACCAUCGAACAUCACCAAUUUAGAGAAGCUGCAGUACAUUCGUGCUGGUAACACCACCACAUCAGAGGAACCAUCAACACCAUGUCUUCCGGUAUCCAUGUUGUCCAAGUUAUGCAGACCUGGUCACCAAGUUGGUGUCGAGGUGCCCGGAGGGAUUGGGAAACUGACAGCACUACACACCCUUGGUGUUGUCAACAUCAGUGCUUCAGGGGGGAAGGCCAUCCUGAAAGAGCUCAAGAAGCUCACCCAACUGCGCAAGCUCGGAGUGUCCGGCAUCAACAGGAAAAACAGAGAUGAGUUUCGCUCCGCAAUCUCGAGCCAUAGCCAUUUGGAAUCUUUGUCGGUGUGGCUUGACAAGGACAGUGAAAAUUGUUUGGAUGGCAUCUCCCUGCCUCUGAAGAAUGUGCAGAGCCUCAAGCUAUACGGGCUCGUAGACAAGUUGCCAGGGGGGAUCAAACAAGAUAGCCAAGAUGCCUUAAAGGAAGUUAAGUUAACCAAAUUGGAAUUGGAGAUGGACAAAUUAAGCAAAGAUGACAUAGCCGUCCUUGGAGCCCUUCCAAAACUAUGUACCCUUCGUGUCAAGCAGUUCAAAGAAGGUACACUCGAUUUUUGUGUGAAACAGGAAGGACGAGAGCUGCGGACUUAUCAAAAGGUCAGGAUCCUCGAGAUUGCUUGCAGCUCCAGCUUAAAAGUGAAUUUUGGAUCAGAGACGAUGCAAAAUCUUGAGCAGCUGAAGGUUGACUGCUGCAAUGGGUCUUCACUGAAGUUCUCUGACCUGAACAAGCUAGCUGAACUCAAGGAAGUCGUUCUCAAGGGCUGCUCUGACAACAAACUGAAGGAAGACCUGCAGACCCAACUUCUCCAGCACACAAAGAAACCGCUACUGAAGCUGGAGUAACUUCUCUACCAUGUUCGUCCUGGAGCUCUGAACAGGCAUUCCCCCUCUGCUUCUUUUCACCUCCUUCUCGAUCCAGUUUUUUUUUUCAAUCAGGAGUUGGAAAGGCCUGUAGUCUAUCCUGCACUGCAACAAUAAUGCCAAAUUAACGCGCUCACCGCGUGCCUCAUCAGUGUCCUUGAGUUCAGCUAGCUUGUUCAGGUCAGCCCUUAUAUCAAGGUACCUAAAUGUUGUUUAGAGUUUUUCUUUAAAUUUUUGAGCCCUUAUUUUAAUUCCAUCUUCAGCAAAAACCCCUACAUUCCAGCCCCUAUUUAAUUUUUCCAUUACACUGACAUAUGGGGCCCAUCUGUCGGUGGGACAUUUUCAUUUUUCUUCUUUGUGCUGUCUUCUUCUCUAAGACCAUACGAGAGGCGGAUGGGAGGAGAUGUGGGCGGUGGCAGGGGCGAGGCGAGCAGCGGCGGAUGGCGCCAUGGCUCCGUAGCCUGUCGGCUCUAGAUCUACAAACCGCCGACUCUGGAGGAGGCGGGAAGCAGCGGUCGUUGGCGGCGGAGGCGGAGGCGGAGGCGCGGUGCAAGGAUCAAGGAAGCUGAGGCCGCUAUUCUCGCCGAGGAGACGAGGAUCAUGACGGCCGACUUGAGCCUCCUGGACCCAGAGAGGCGAGCUUGGUUUGAGGCCGGGAGGAAGAUGAUACAAGAUCGAGAUGCGCCCUCGUAGGAUCGAGAUGCGGCCUCGCCAUCUAAUUGAUCGCCCUCAUUUGGUUCCAAAGCCGGGUUUUUUUAAUGAACUAUGCUUGUCUGCAGGUGAUGUCUAAACAUUGAUAUGUUGACUUGCUUGCUAAUUUGGCCAUCGAUUGGCUUCAAUUGUUGCCGGCUGCCAGCCUGCCAAUAAACAGGAGAUCGGCUUGUGCACUUUUUUUUUA